Molecule: messenger RNA, 654 nt
Organism: Trypanosoma theileri
Lineage: Eukaryota; Euglenozoa; Kinetoplastea; Trypanosomatida; Trypanosomatidae
Product: putative calpain-like cysteine peptidase
Exons: 1
Coding region: 1-654 (217 amino acids)
Source: RefSeq, a predicted model, not a curated record
AUGGGGAGUGGACUCACCAAACACAAGGACGUCAACCCGUCAAGACAACACAACAGCAACACUCAUACAUUCACUAAUAAUAAGAAUAAGAAUAAGAAUAAUAAUAAGAAGAAAUUAUCAUCAUCCCGUAAACGAUCCACAGAAAAUGAUUUUCACGGCCGCAGUGCUGGUCCACAUACAAAUCCCGUCAUUUAUCCAAUAGUCAAUCCACCCACUUCGGAGGGGUCUACACAAUACCGCUGCGGUGGACCAAAUGUGGUGGAUGGUAUCAUCACCCCAUCCCUCUCCUCCGCCAAUCUCACCGAGGCCUAUUGGAAAAGAGACCACAGCGAUGAAAAGAGUAAAAUGACCUCCUCUGGCGCUACUGUAUUACUUUAUCAAAUUAUCAUUCCACGACCGGCAUAUGAUGUAUGGGCCUUCUACAAUGAUACGGAGGAAAUUCAUUUUCUCAUCACUUUCCAUUUCAGCCCGCAUCCCAUGCAAACACGUGAGAAACUACGACCACUUGGGGCCACUACACUUGUAUGGGAACAGGACGGUACAGUCAUUGCGAAAUUAUGUGUGGGCCCUGCAGAGACUUCAUUUGCGUUUGCAGGCCAUCUCGUGGCUUACCGUGUCACUAUUGAAGGGAUUCCAGUCGAUCCCAUCGUAUGA